This is a messenger RNA of Nilaparvata lugens (brown planthopper), 1269 nucleotides long. RefSeq lists its product as uncharacterized. The record is from RefSeq and is a predicted model, not a curated record. NCBI's taxonomy places the organism in Eukaryota, Metazoa, Arthropoda, Insecta, Hemiptera, Delphacidae. The transcript is spliced from 3 exons. Bases 716 to 1108 code for a protein of 130 amino acids.
UUUUUCCAUAACUCCUCAUAAGUUACUGUUAUAAAAUAUUUAAUAUUAUAGACUGAGCCAAUCAAUGUAGAAUAGGCUAUGUCAUUUCUUUGUUCAGUUCUCAUCAUGCAGUAUCUGUAGAGGCUGUUAAUUUGUUACCUGUGAUUUGAUCAAUAAGUUGCAAAUAAGGUGUAAUGUUAUAGGCCUAUUAUUUUUCCUCAACUUCUUGAAGGUGAUCUUCAUUUUUGAUUUUCAGAAUAGCCUAUGAAUCUUAUAGACCUGGCUAAUCAAUGCAUAAUACGCUGUCUUUUUAAGGUUGCUUAGGUUAAGUCUGUGUGAUUUUAAAAAUUUAUCAACGCUAGCCUAUGUCAUGAACAGUAAAUUGACAAAACAAAAUCGGUUACUUAUAAAAUUAUUAGGCCUAUAAAAAAAUUGAAUUGUGUACCAUUGUCAAUGUUACACAACCUAAUCAAGGCCAACCUAUAGAACCUAACCUUUCAGAAUUUUUUGGUUAAAAACUGAUAUAUUCACGACACAGUUAAUUUUUUUAUAAAGCAUUUUUAUGUACCCUCUAAAAUCACUGGUAAAAUGGGUAAAUACUGGUGAAAGUAUAAAUCCCCAUUUUUAUUUUUUUAAAUAUUUUGUUUUAAUAUUAUAAAUACUUGUUCCAGAAUUCAGAAAAUAAGUUCUUCAGCAAUUAGCUCUUCUGAGAGCUACUACUAACAGCAACCGAGACAUGUUGGAAUCAAUAUUGAAAUCUCAAAAUCAAAAUACAGACCCCUGGUCAAACCAGCAGCAUGAUGAAAUCAACUUUGAUCCGGCACGAUUGUCAAUGAAGACUGAGGAGAGUCUGCUCAAAAUAGAAGAGGAGCUGAGAGAUAAUCAUUCCAAAAAUAACAUGGUCAACUACCUGAGUAAAAUUGGCGAAAACAGCAUAAAUGACAUGACGAAAAGAAUAAUGAGAAGACUUAUUGGUGAUGAAUUAGCCAAAGACUACAGCUGGUUUGGUGCGAAAGGGAAAAAACAGUUUUCAAUUCUUCAAAGUGCCAGAGUCCUUGAGGAAGCUGUUAAGAUGGGGUUUCAAGAAGCAACGGAAAAAACGAUUGAAGAGGCCACCAAAAAUGGUUGAGGCAUGCUCCUGAACGUCAAACCGGAAAACAAAAACGGUUCUUGUAGUAGCUGUAGUAAAACAUCUAAAAUUGCAUCAUAUAUUUGCCAUAAAACAAAACAAAAACGGUGUUUGUAGUAGCUGUAGUUAAACAUCUAAAAUUGCAUCAUAUAUUUGCCAUA